Molecule: messenger RNA, 579 nt
Organism: Penicillium angulare
Lineage: Eukaryota; Fungi; Ascomycota; Eurotiomycetes; Eurotiales; Aspergillaceae
Product: DNA-directed RNA polymerase III subunit RPC25
Exons: 7
Coding region: 1-579 (192 amino acids)
Biological process (GO): transcription initiation at RNA polymerase III promoter; DNA-templated transcription
Cellular component (GO): RNA polymerase III complex
Source: RefSeq, a predicted model, not a curated record
AUGUUCAUUUUAACUACCAUCUCCGAUCUGAUCCAGAUUGCGCCCCAGGACUUCUCCAAGUUCAGUGCGGUAGCGAUAGAGGACAACAUUAAUGAAAAAUAUGCCAAUAAAGUAAUCCAAAAGAUUGGCCUUUGCAUCAGCUUUUAUGAUUUGCUUGAAUCUUCAGAUGGUCUGAUUGGUCAUGGGACUGGUCUUGUCAAUGUUAAUGUCAAAUUCCGGAUAAUCGUGUUUCGUCCGUUCAAGGGUGAGAUCAUGCUGGGUAAGAUUGCCAGUGGUACUGAGCUCGGAAUCAAAAUUGGGGUAGAAUUCUUCAACGACAUCCUCAUCCCACCUGAGCUGCUUCUUCCCGGCGCAAAAUUUGACUACUCGGACCAAGUUUGGACUUGGGAUAAUGACGACGGCACCACAUUGUACUUUGAUGUGGGAGAACUUGUCCGCUUCCGUGUCGAGGUAGAAGAAUGGCACGAUCAGAUCCCCAAUGGACCGGACAAUGACCAGACUGUCACAGAACGAAAGGCCCCCUACUCGAUCAUCGGAUCGAUGCAAAUGGGUGGCCUGGGUCCGAUUACUUGGUGGUGA